AUGUCUACAGAUUUCAUACCGCCACCACCAGAUCCAGCAAUUCGCGGCUCAUCGCCACCUAGCAAGGACAUCCCUAUCGCACCACCACCCUGGACCCUCAAAGCCAAAUCCUGGAUGUUCAUCUACAGCGACCCAAGCGUCCCCGAGCCAACAGCCUCUAGCUUAAAUCCCAACGACGCUGCCGAAAUCUUACAGGAUGUACUAACUCCCGGCUCGUAUCACCCCAUGGAAACCAUCCAUCCAGAUGCACUCCGCAAACUCGACGAUGGUAAACCGCAACUCAACGGUAUUGGGAGAUUAGCAAAACUACUUGCAAUAAUCCGAUAUGAGGAUACAGACGUUGGUCCGUAUGAUGAACUUAUCGUCAUGCCGGGAUAUUUUGUAAAUCCUCACACGGGGAAGCGGAAUGCGAGGAUUAGUAAUAUUUAUGUUUCGACGGAUGCGUCAGUCUGGAAUGGGAGGAGAAAUUGGAAUAUCCCGAAGCAUAAAGCACGUUUCGUCUUUGAGCCCGUUGGUAAACGGGACCAGAUAUUAAAAAUAUACCAUCCAGAGGAUAGCGCUGCACCUCUCGACCCGAACAGACCAUUUUUUGCGGCAUUAUUGAAAGGCUCUGCGUUGCCAAACUUGCGUCUACCAACGAUGGCACCGGCUAGUCUUAUGCAACCGCCCCUCGCAGUGCCUAGGUAUCCCAAGAAUUCGGCGGCUACUGCUGCUGUGAUUGGGACUGAUGAUGCCGAAAACGGGCGAGAGAAUCCUUGGCUAAUGAUCACGCCGACUUAUAAGGGGUCUUGGGGUUUGACUUAUAUCUCAAAAGCGCCUACUGCGCAUAACGCAGAGAGUUUGGAGUGGUACGGUGAUGGAAUCAGUGUGCCAAAGAUGAGUGUAUGGUCUGUUGGGGGUUAUUUCGAGGGGGCUAUUGACUUUCCAGCUUCGAAGAUCGUGAGCUAG
Messenger RNA from Talaromyces amestolkiae, 948 nucleotides. RefSeq lists its product as uncharacterized. The transcript has 2 exons. NCBI's taxonomy places the organism in Eukaryota, Fungi, Ascomycota, Eurotiomycetes, Eurotiales, Trichocomaceae. The record is from RefSeq and is a predicted model, not a curated record. The coding region runs from base 1 to 948 and encodes 315 amino acids.